This is a messenger RNA of Peronospora belbahrii, 657 nucleotides long. The record is from the annotation of a GenBank genome assembly. NCBI's taxonomy places the organism in Eukaryota, Oomycota, Peronosporomycetes, Peronosporales, Peronosporaceae.
AUGACGAAAGAAGGAAUUCAGGAAGAAUUGUAUCUAAAACCUGGUGAAAUCGAUGCAGGUACUUCAAUCAUUGCCGUACGAUUUAAAGGAGGUGUUGUAUUAGGUGCUGAUUCACGUACAUCAACUGGUAUCUACGUGGCAAAUCGUGUGAGUGAUAAGCUCACCCCACUUCAUGAUCGUAUCUUUUGUUGCCGAUCGGGUUCCGCAGCUGAUACACAAGCAUUAAGUGAUUAUGUGCGUUAUUAUUUAAGCUCACAUAGUAUUGAACUUGGACAGUUACCAAAAGUUACGACAGCUUCAAAUCUCUUUCGUUCUCUCUGUUAUCAUAACAAAGAUCGAUUACUAGCUGGGAUUAUUGUAGCUGGAUGGGACCCUGUUAAAGGUGGUCAAGUGUUUUCAAUUCCUAUUGGAGGGGCAAUGAUAGAACAGGAAUUUGCAAUUGGUGGAAGUGGUUCAACGUACAUUUAUGGUCUUGUGGAUGCUGAAUACAGAUCGGAUAUGACAAUGGAAGAAUGUCAGAUAUUUGUCAAGAAAGCAUUGGCACAUGCCAUGGCUCGUGAUGGGAGUUCCGGUGGAGUGAUUCGAACGGUUACGAUUACGGAACAUGACGUCGUACGUGAAUUUACGAGUGGGGAUGACUUGCCUUUUUCGAUUUAG